AUGGACGACCUGAAUGACCGCAGUGACGGUACUGCCAAUGCGUCGACUGCGGACGACACUCCCGGAUCAUCUCCAUUGGUAAACGAUCUUGUCAUACGAGCCAACGCUGUGCUCUCCGAAUUGGAAGCAUUCCGAGAACGACUAAAACAACUCCGUAUGGAAGGGACCGUCGAGACAGCGCACUUCAAGAACACCAUCAAGUCCGAAUUGGGCAUGCUCGACAAGUUGGCAGACAAACCCGAGAGCGAUGCUACCAACCACAUCGCUCGCUCAUCAAAUCUACCAUUUUUAGAGGCUUGCUGGACGACUGCCAAACGAUCAAAAGACGUAACAGCACUGUUGAAAAGAUUGUUCUUCAAUGCAGAACUGCCUACUUCGAGCAACAAAGUCCACUCCAGACCUGUAGGCAAGAGCAAAAAGUCCAAGAAAAUGCAUGAUGAGGUUGCCAAAGUAGAUGUCAUUGACGAUGGCGGACGGACUUGGACCAAAAUCUCAUUAGUGACCAACACGAGGCUGCUAUUCGACUUGGCUAAAGAGGGCUGGGACUCUGGGGGUUCGGAUAACGAGAGCGAAGAUGCCCAGAGCGACGCAAAGUCUGCAGACGAUGAUACUGAAAUACCUCUGGUCAAGACUGCGAGAGAGCUGGCACGAGCUUCCAAAGCAUUCCGCGUCAGGACCAGACACCCAGUUGUAUACCUAAUCCUACCUCGCAUAAAACUAGGUGAAACACCAGAGGUUGACAACAUCAUCGAAAAAUGCCGAAAGACAGGCGUAAUAGUCAUCUGCGGCGAAGACACUCGACCUCCCGUGCCCUUCGAAACUGCUGCGCCUAUCAUGGCGACCGACGUCUUGACGACAUUCUCAGACGUACUCAAUAUCGACUGCACUAUUCUCCUCGCGCUGGUGUCCGAGUUCUCACACGCAAAGGUGUCUAAAGAACCCUGGUUCCACACCGCGCUCCAAAGGCAGGUUGAGAUCGAAGACAACGAGAACUUACUGCCGUCUCUUCUCUACCCAGCCAUGAAAGGCCAUCCCCUCGUCUGCACAUUCGAGGCAGCGAAGCGAAUGCGAGAGAUCGUGGAUACCAUCGGCACACCAUCCGAAAAGGCCAGAACGGCAAUAUUCAUGGGCAACGAUACACCAACAGAAAACCUAAUAUCCGAACUACAAGAAUGGUCCGCCUACGCCGUUCCCUCAGACCUGCAACUCCCUAUCCGCGUCCUCGAACAGGACCAAAGCGACCUCCAAUCCAGCUUACCAAAGGAGGCGGCAUCCGUCCGCGAACACUUAACAGAGAUCAACAACUCUGUCUUCAUGUACGGCUGGGCGACCGGACGGACCACGAUAACCAGUAACCGCAUCGUCACCAAACAGAUCGACAGCGAGCUAGAGCAGUUCUCAGACCUGGAUGACAGCGUCUGGCCGAAAAUCUGGCUCUGUCCGACCGCGAGAUCGCUCGUCGGGAAAGAGAAACGGAGCGCUGCGAAGGCGGGCAAGGACCAGCCGUGGCGGAUGCCGGAUCCGUUGAGGAGGGAGCAGCAGCGGAGGAAUGGGCUGGACGUGCUGUCGGAGAGGGAGGGGAAGGAGGUGGAGGAUUUGAGGCCGAAUGGGUAUCCGUGUGAGGAGGUGAUUGCUGCUAAGAUGGCUUCGUUGCGGUAG
This is a messenger RNA of Saxophila tyrrhenica, 1659 nucleotides long. RefSeq lists its product as uncharacterized. NCBI's taxonomy places the organism in Eukaryota, Fungi, Ascomycota, Dothideomycetes, Mycosphaerellales, Extremaceae. The transcript has a single exon. The record is from RefSeq and is a predicted model, not a curated record. Bases 1 to 1659 code for a protein of 552 amino acids.